Messenger RNA from Eupeodes corollae, 4096 nucleotides. It is a transcript of the gene Rfx, whose product is annotated as DNA-binding protein RFX2. The transcript is spliced from 11 exons. Lineage: Eukaryota; Metazoa; Arthropoda; Insecta; Diptera; Syrphidae. Gene Ontology annotation, molecular function: DNA-binding transcription factor activity, RNA polymerase II-specific; RNA polymerase II cis-regulatory region sequence-specific DNA binding. The record is from RefSeq and is a predicted model, not a curated record. Gene Ontology annotation, biological process: regulation of transcription by RNA polymerase II. The coding region runs from base 415 to 2835 and encodes 806 amino acids.
AAUAGAACUUUCUAUCCUAUAACAUCUAAGAUUUAUUUUAAAAAUUAAUAAUAAUUUGUAUUCAGUUAUAAUAAAUAAAUAAAAUCUACCAUUAAAGUAAACCGAAACAUUCACGAACUUGCUCAAUUUAUCACAGUUUUGCCUUUAACAUUUAUAAAAGAUAAAAAUAAGAAAAAGUUGCCUUCUCUAUGAAAUAUAGUUUCAAUUUAUGUUUUAAUAAAACAUUGAAGCUAUGGAUAGUGAAAAUUUAUUUUUAAUAUAAUUAAAUGCUGUUUUCAGCACACCAAACAACCGAAAAAUAAACUUAACAAAAUAAGAUAGAAGCUAACCAACAAAAGGAUCAACAAUUUUUAAAUCUAGUCAAUGUUUAUUUUUAAGAUAAUUUAAUUAAAAAUAAAACAAAUAUUUAAUAAAAUGACAACUAGUCUUGCAACACAAAGGAAUUUUGUGAUAGCGAAUCCUUCAGCAAAUGUUGUUGAAGCAAAUAUCAGCAAUGCAAGUGCAACAACCAAUCACAUAUUGGCCACUAAUGAAAUCAAACAUGAGGUUAUUGCAAUUUCAACUGAAGAUAGUCUAAAUGAUGAGAAUGUGUUGCAACUGGAGGAUGUUUUAUCACAACAAACCGAUACUAAUGAUAUGCCUGUUUUGGAUGUCGUACCUAUGGAUGCAUCAGACUCCAGUAAUGGAGAAAGUGAUAGCAUGCAUCAUGACUUAAGUGCAAUUAAAGAUGGCGUCGAAUUGGCUCAGGUGACAGUUCUGCAGGCGCCAAAUGGUGAAGAUGGAGAAAGCCCGCAGUACAUUACAGUUACAGUUUCCACUCAAGACACCGUCGGCGGUCAGAAUUCCUAUCAAGUGCAAUAUGUGGACACCGAGUUAUACCACAGUAACUCCAGUCAGUCGCAGAUGACAUAUCCUUUCUGUCCCGUCGGUGAUUAUCAGACAACAAGCCAAUCUUAUUAUUCAACUACGGCCAACUACUCUACAACGAAUACUCCCCCAUCGCAUGCAUCCGGGUUGCCUUAUUUAGUUCCUGUCGAGGAGAAUCUUCUCCUAAACUCCUCAUCGCAAAGCCGCGAAUCACCACCGAGCUUAUCCGAAGUGUCUUACUUGCAGGAAGCACAAACACCAACCUCUACAACUCCAUCAAUUGCUGCUUCCUGUGGGACCGGAAGUGGUGGUGGAGGUGGCGGAGCUGCUGUCGGUGGCAGCAAUGCAAGUGUUGGUGGCGGCGGUAACGGUGUGAUUGUCAGUGGAGGACUCAAUGUGGGAGAUUCGAACAACCUGGCAAAUGCCAACAAGAUUGCCUCGGCAACGAUAAAAUGGCUUACACGUAACUAUGAGACGGCGGAAGGAGUAAGUCUGCCCCGUUCAACCCUCUACAAUCACUACAUGCACCAUUGCAACGAAAACAAAUCGGAGCCAGUAAAUGCUGCAAGCUUCGGCAAGUUAAUUCGUUCGGUUUUCUCCGGAUUGCGAACUCGUCGGUUGGGUACUCGUGGAAAUUCCAAGUAUCACUACUAUGGCAUUCGCAUAAAGCCCGGAUCUACCCUGUCGCACACUAUGGAAGAUAAACCGGGCCAGCCGUUCUCUGGCAAAAAUCCGAACGGUGGUAAUCUUAACGGGAUUGGUGGUGGUGGUAGCGGCGGCGGCGGCGGCGGUGGCAAUGGCGGUGGCGGUAGCAAUCUCUCAGGAGGUGGAAGCUUGGGCAAAGGCAUGAAAAAACACAGUGUUAAGCCCGAGACAUAUGAAGCUUGCUCCCAGUAUUUAGGGGAUGGUUCUGGUUGCAUCCCAAUAUUUCCUCACAUUGAGCUCGAUAACUCAUUCAACAACGAACUUACUCUGGAUGAUGUUGAAACCUUUCGUUCCAUGUAUCGUGAGCAUUGUGAAUCGUUUCUCGAUGCUGUUUUGAAUCUCGAAUUUGGUACCAUUGAAUAUCUUUGGCGUGAUUUUUGGCGUUCUUCGGACAACAAUAACCUAGAUGAAUGUGAAGAGGAAAAAUAUUUAUCAAAAACUAAACUUUACUUACUUUGUCAUUGCAAUGGAGUUCAAAAGUUUAUCAAACAGGUGGAUUACCAAUUUUACCAAAAUAUGGUUGAUGUCCUCAUUCCGGACGUUCUUCGUUCCAUACCCAACGCACUUACCCAAGCCAUUCGGAAUUUUGCCAAAAACUUGGAAAUCUGGCUUUGCGAGGCAAUGGUCGGGGCCCCAGAUCGUGUGGUCCAGAUCAAAUCUGCAGCUAUCUCGGCUUUUUGUCAAACCCUUAGACGUUAUACAUCUUUGAACCAUCUAGCUCAGGCUGCACGUGCAGUUCUUCAAAAUAAUUCCCAAAUUGCACAGAUGUUGAAUGAUCUUAACCGUGUUGACUUCCACAAUGUCCAAGAACAGGCAGCUUGGGUAUGCCAAUGUGACACUUCUAUUGUUCAACGUCUUGAGAAUGAUUUCAAAACAGCUUUACAACAACAAAAUACCCUCGAACAAUGGGCUAGUUGGCUACGUCUUGUAGUUGAUUCGGCUUUAGAAGAAUAUCGAGACAAACCCAAUUAUGCUAAAGCUGCUCGACAAUUUCUGCUCAAAUGGAGUUUCUACAGUUCAAUGGUAAUAAGGGAUUUAACUCUAAGAUCGGCUUCAAGCUUUGGUAGCUUCCAUUUGAUACGUUUGCUUUAUGAUGAAUACAUGUUUUUCUUGGUGGAACAUAAAGUUGCUGAGGUUUUACAGAAGACCGCAAUCGCUGUGAUUAGCGAUCGAAUGCAAAAAGACACCGAUUUCGAAUUUGAUUACCAACUGGCAUUUAUUGAAACCGACACAAAUAUAGCUAAGAGAAUGAAACACGAAUGAUUAAAAUACUUGAUUUUUUGUUAAACCCAAAACAAUUUGAAAUUGAUAUUUGAACUUUAUAAAAUAAAAUAAAGACAUGAAAAAUAAAUUAGGACCGAUUUUGAUUUUUUUAUGUUCGAUUGGUAAAUUGUUGUUUUUUUUAAAUUUCUUCAUAUUUAUAACUCAUUCUUAAAUUAUCGUUAUUAAUUAAUCUUCAGUUAUUUUGUCACAUCUCAUAAACCAAAAUCAUAUCUAUCAGUCGAAUACUUUAUAAGUUUUUUGCCUCGAUAUUCAAUCCUUUAAAGUUUAAACCGUCCAAAAAUAGAAGAAUUUUUGUAAAAUUAAUGAAUAAACUUCGUGGACUUGGAAUUUCAAUAAAAAUAAAAAAAGAAAAAACUACACAACGGAAUGUUACUUCAAAACUAAAUACAAAAUAAACUAAAUUUUUGUAAAAUAUUUAUGUAUAUUUUAUUUAUUAUUUAUUUAUUUCUAAAAAUGAAAAAAAUUAACUACAGGCCUUAAAAGUGCAACAAAACGAAUUAAUAUAGUAGAUUUAUAAUAUUUAUGUUUUUUAACCAACAGAAAAUAUAAUAUCAAGUUAUAUUAAUUAAAAGUAUAGAAAAUGUUCAUUGCAACAUUUUUAAAGAAAAUUUCCUUAUUUAUAAAUUAUAAAAACAAAACAAUUAAAAAUAUGAAAAAUGGUUGUUAAAAACUUGAGGAAAUAUAUUUCCAUACAAAUUAAUGAUGAAUGAAACAUAAAAAAUAUCAAAAAUAAAAAAUAAACCAAAAACUAUUAUAAUAUUUUUAUUUAGCUAGAAAACAUAUUUUCAAAACCUGUCAUUUUUAUAAGGAAUUAAAAAAAAACUACUAAAUGUCUAGUCUUGUAGAAUUUUAAGCUAAAUACUUAAUUAAAUUUUCAAAAUUUUGUAUUUACAUUUAUAUAAAAAAAAAAUAUAGUUUAAUAUAAGUUUUUUUUUUAAUUUAUUUUAUAAACAAUUGCUCAAGCACAUAUGAUGGAAGAGAAGAAGUUGGAAAGUUUUCGUUAAGGAUCAAAAAUAAAAAUGUAAUAAAUGGCAAAAGUAUAGUUUUCGAAAUAAUUUGAUGUGUUUAUACAAAAAAUUCAACAUUUCAAAAUUUAUCAUAAAAUCUACCUUAACGAAAUCAUACUUAAAGGUGAAAGUGAGAAUCAAAGAACGCAUAUGCUCAAAUAAUAUUAUUGUCUGCUCAAAAAUAAAACAAAAAGAAACUACGUAUCAAAAAUAUUUUUUACAAAUUGUACAAA